This is a messenger RNA of Elephantulus edwardii (Cape elephant shrew), 1152 nucleotides long. Its product is annotated as putative serpin A13-like. Bases 1 to 1152 code for a protein of 383 amino acids. Lineage: Eukaryota; Metazoa; Chordata; Mammalia; Macroscelidea; Macroscelididae. Gene Ontology annotation, biological process: negative regulation of endopeptidase activity. The transcript has 4 exons. Gene Ontology annotation, molecular function: serine-type endopeptidase inhibitor activity. The record is from RefSeq and is a predicted model, not a curated record.
AUGGAAGGCCAUCGGUUGCUGUUACUGCUCCCUGUGCUCGUGGCUACGGCUCACUGUCAAGCCUUCACUGGCCCAGAAGACGCCACACGUGCCACUGCUGACCCCCAAGACAGCACCCCCAGGCCCAGCCUGCCCUUCCACAAGAUUUCCAGGGGCAACCUUGAGUUUGCCUUUAACCUCUAUAGACAGCUGGCCUUAAACUCCCCCAAUGGGAACAUUUUCUUCUCCCCAGCCAGCAUCUCCUCUGCCUUGGUCGCACUCUCCCUCGAGGCCCCCACUGACAGCAGGAACAAGCUCCUGAAGAUUCUGGGGUUCAACCUCACCACGGUACCUAAGGCUGAAAUCCAGGAGGGCUUCGAGGACCUGCAGCACAGGCUCCACUCUCAAAGUCCCCAGCUGCUCCUGACCACAGGCCAGCACAGGUUCAGCAACCUGGGCCACAGGUCCAUGAAGAAACUCAAGAACACCCAGAAACACAUCAAGAAACACGUCCAUCAGAAGACCAAUGGGAUGCUGGGGGCCUGGAUGCAGGACUUGGGAAAUGAAACCACAGAAGUUCUGUUGAAUCACAUACUCUUCAAAGCCACCACCAGCCUGAGGAAGUCCUUGAGGGACCCGACCAGGUCUGUGCGGAUCCCUACGAUGAUGCAGAAUGCCAGCCACCUCUUCUACGUGGACUACGAGCUGCAGAGCAUAGUGCUGCAGAUGGAGCUGACCGCCAACACCACCUCUGUCUUCGUCUUCCCGGUGCAAGGCGCGCUGCAUCAGCUGGAGAAAGCGCUGAGUCCUGAGAGGCUCAUCAAGUGGAAUCGCUCGUUCUUCACCAGGUUGCUGCCUGGGGGCACCUGGCGCAGGGAAGGCUCCCGAAGUUUGGAGGCACUGCUUCCUCUGCUGAAAGUGAGAGGUGGCAUCCCUAAGCAGCUCCUACUGAACAUCUCUAAAGUCACCCACAAGGCAGUACUGGAACUGGAUGAAGAGGGGUUAGAGGCUGCUGCUGUCACCAACAUCCAGCUCAGCCCCUUGCCUCACCCAGCCUCAAGCCCCUCAGCGUCUGAAAGCACUCAAGUGUAUCAGCCCUUCCUGGUGAUGACUUUCCACACAGAAACAGGAAGCUUGCUUUUCCUGGGGAAGGUUGUGAACCCACUGUAUUAA